Molecule: messenger RNA, 1277 nt
Organism: Gaeumannomyces tritici R3-111a-1
Lineage: Eukaryota; Fungi; Ascomycota; Sordariomycetes; Magnaporthales; Magnaporthaceae
Exons: 2
Coding region: 49-1206 (385 amino acids)
Biological process (GO): pentose catabolic process
Cellular component (GO): cytosol
Molecular function (GO): aldehyde-lyase activity
Source: RefSeq, a predicted model, not a curated record
CUCGUGGCUCCAGAACUCACAGAAAAACCAACAAGGGAGUACCGGAAAAUGCUCGCCACGCGUUCUCCCGCUCGCAGGUUCCCCAAGCCCUUCUUCCUCCGCAAGGAAGAGCCGCGGCCGGAGGCGACAGCCAAACCUGACGGUCAGAAGCAGCAGGAGGAGCAGCAGGAGGAACCCCAGAUAGACAAGGAGUCGGACAAGCAAUCGGACAAGCAGUCAAGCAAGCAGUCGAGCAAGCAGCCGUACAAGCCGUCUUCUCUUCUGGGCCCAGGUACUCCAAAACAAGCAGCCAUCUCGGUCAUCUCCACGGCGAGCAAUCAGGAGCAGCGCGAGCUCCUGUCCAGCUUCAUCACGGCCAACCACGUCUUGGCGCAGCGCGGCCUGCUCGGCGGGUGCGGCCACGUCUCGAUCCGCAACCCGGAGGACCCCGGCACCUUCAUCAUUGCGGGUGCCAAGCCGGCGUCGCUGGUCCGGGGCCAGCACGACAUGGUGGUGCUCCCCAUCGGGCACGACGGCGGUGACGAGGACGAGGAGGGGGACGGCACCGCGGCGCCGCGCUCGGAGAGCUUCAUCCACUCGGAGAUCUACCGGCGGUUCCCGGGCGUGCAGAGCGUGGUGCACGCGCCGCCCGGGCCCGUCGUCGCCCUCGCCGCCGCCGGCCGCCCGCUCCGGCCCAUCUGGCACGCGGCCGGGUUCCUCGGCGAGGGCGCGCCCGAGUUCGAUGCGUGGCGGCACCACCACCGCGCCGCGCCGCCGGGCGGGAAGCAGGACCUGCUCGUCAGCUCGCGGCAGAUGGGCGAGGCGCUCGCCUCGACGUUCGCCCCGGGAGACGGCGGCCAGGAAAAAGAAGAAGGCGCGAAGGAGGAGGAGGAGGAGGAGGAGGAGGAGGGGGUGCAGACGCCAGCGAGGGCCGUGGUGGUGCAGCGGGGCCACGGGUUCGUCAGCUGGGGCUCGACGCUGGAGCAGGCCGUGUACCGGGCCGUCUACACGCACGAGAACGCGCGGCUGCAGCUGCAGGCCGAAAGCCUGGCGCGUGGAGCGGCGGACGGGGCCUGGGUGCGGUUCCUCGACCGGGCCGAGGCGGCCGACAGCGGCGACAUGAACGACGCCGCCGCGGCCAAGUGCUGGCAGGACUGGGCCGCCGAGGCCAGGGCGAGCGCGCAGUUCAGGAACGACGUGGAGCCUGCGAGGCCCAGUAAGAGAUAGUUAAUGCCUCUGUAGGUAGUUGUGCACUUGGUCUUAUCCAGUCGAAUGUCAGCACUCGUUAUUUAGGUCCG